AUGACACACGCGCGGAUUCAAAUGAGCUUGUCUCGCCGCCACGGCUGCUGGAAGUUACGCCACAGGACGCAACGGCGAAAGGCAAGCAGCGGGCCACACAGCGCGUUUUCUGAGGACGGCUUGACCCGCACGAGCCCCGUGGUUGACAAAGAUCUUCGCGCUUCAUUUGAUGCACACGAUGCUGUGGAUGCCCACAACGCCGACAUGCCGGAGAAAUCCACGGAUCAGCCUCUCCCCCUCCCCCCAAGCGGCAAAGUCGGCAAUGCUCUGAUACUACAGCAAUUCAGUGAUGUGGUGCUUCCCUCGUUCGAUGCUCUGGAACGUGGCUGUUCAGCAUGCUGGAAGCACCAUCAAUUGCACAUGGGCCCGGCACUGGGCUCGGGCUGCGUCGCUGUGUGCAUGGGCUCGAGUGCCACAUCUGCAGACACGGCACAUUCCAGUGCGCUACGAUACGAUACGGCGCUCGCUACGAGCUGUGUAAUGCCAUUCCGGGAUUGGGCAAUCGUCGCCUGGCGGCAGCGGGAGUCGUUAACUUCCAUUGCCUGGUCCUGCGAACCAUCCUAG
Molecule: messenger RNA, 564 nt
Organism: Ostreobium quekettii
Lineage: Eukaryota; Viridiplantae; Chlorophyta; Ulvophyceae; Bryopsidales; Ostreobiaceae
Source: the annotation of a GenBank genome assembly